Molecule: messenger RNA, 1566 nt
Organism: Brassica oleracea var. oleracea
Lineage: Eukaryota; Viridiplantae; Streptophyta; Magnoliopsida; Brassicales; Brassicaceae
Product: RNA pseudouridine synthase 2, chloroplastic
Exons: 8
Coding region: 40-1296 (418 amino acids)
Biological process (GO): pseudouridine synthesis
Molecular function (GO): pseudouridine synthase activity; RNA binding
Source: RefSeq, a predicted model, not a curated record
GAUAAGCAAAUCGGAACUUUUUUUAAAAAAUUGACGACGAUGCUCUCCAUCUCUCCGGUGCCGAGCUUCUCGUUAACCUCCGUGAAAUAUCUCCGCUCUCCUUCCUCUUCUUCCUUCAUCUCCUUCUUCCCCAAACUUUCCAGAUUCGUCACAGCAAGCUCGGCAACCCCCAAUUCAAAACCGGAGACCACCACCACGAGAGUGAACAACGCCGGCCUCAAACUCGACGAGACAGUCUCCGUCUCCAAAGGCAAGAUUCGCCUCGAUUCAUGGAUCUCCUCUCGCGUCGAUGGCGUUAGCCGAGCUCGCGUACAGUCCAGCAUCCGCCAAGGACUAGUCAUCGUCAAUGGCCAAGUCGUCGAUAAGGUUUCGCACAAUGUGAAAGCUGGCGACGAGGUUCACUGUACGAUAUCAAAGCUCCAGCCUUUGAGAGCUGAACCCGAAGACAUACCGUUAGAUAUAGUUUACGAAGAUCAGCACGUGCUCGUCGUUAACAAACCGCCUCACAUGGUUGUUCAUCCUGCGCCUGGGAAUCCUAAGGGGACGCUUGUUAACGGCAUACUUCACCAUUGUAGUCUUCCCUGUGUUGCUGCUUAUUCAAACCAAGAAGAAGAAGAUGAGGAUUCGGAUGACGAAGAAACGUUUUCAGAUGAUGAAGGGAUGAUUCGUCCAGGGAUUGUUCAUAGGUUGGAUAAAGGGACUAGUGGGUUGCUCGUUGUAGCUAAGGAUGAGCAUUCUCAUGCUCAUUUGGCGGAGCAGUUCAAGCUGCACACGAUUGAGAGAGUUUAUAUAAGUCUUACCUGUGGAGUUCCUUCCCCGUCUCAGGGGAGGAUUGAUGUACCAAUUGGUAGGGAUUCGAAUAAUCGGAUCCGUAUGGCUGCUAUACCUGGAUCAUUAAGCCGUGGAAGGGCUCGUCAUGCUGCUAGUAGGUAUAAGGUAGUUGAAACACUCGCUGGAGGUGGCUCUGCGUUGGUUGAGUGGAGACUAGAAACUGGCCGUACUCAUCAGAUACGUGCGCAUGCCAAGUACAUGGGAGUUCCUCUACUGGGUGACGAAGUGUACGGUGGAACGAAAAGCAUGGCGCUUUCUCUUCUGCAGAAAAGAGUCUCCCGGAGUGAUCAAGAAGAGAUCAUAGAGCUGGUGUCAAGAAUGGAUAGGCCUUGUCUUCAUGCCAUAGUUCUCGGCUUUGAGCAUCCGUGCACCGGGGAAAUCAUAAAGUUUUCAUGUCCACCGCCUCCGGAUCUUGCAGAGAUAGUAGGCCUGCUUCGUAGAAGCGGCAGAGAAAUGGUGGAAUAAUCUCUCGAUUUUGGUUUAUAAACUCAUAGUCUCGGACAUUGAUUCUGCAGUAGCAUGAGAGAUAUCAUCGAACGCCACUAUCCUUUCAAGCAACAAGCAAUCAAACUUCUCUCUGAAGAUCUUUGACGAAACAAAUGAAAGUGUAGUCUCAGUUUCAUGAUCCAAGUGUUUAUAGUACAGCUAAGAGGUGUAUAAAGCUCAAAUGGGAACUUCAAAUGAUAUUCAAAACCCAACAAAAUCAACAUCAGCUAAACCUGUAUCUUUCGCCUU